This is a messenger RNA of Alternaria alternata, 408 nucleotides long. RefSeq lists its product as hypothetical. The transcript is spliced from 3 exons. NCBI's taxonomy places the organism in Eukaryota, Fungi, Ascomycota, Dothideomycetes, Pleosporales, Pleosporaceae. Gene Ontology annotation, cellular component: ribosome. The record is from RefSeq and is a predicted model, not a curated record. Gene Ontology annotation, molecular function: structural constituent of ribosome. Gene Ontology annotation, biological process: translation. Bases 1 to 408 code for a protein of 135 amino acids.
AUGGCCGACUCUCAAGUUACUCUGCGCACGCGCAAGUUCAUCCGCAACCCCCUCCUCGGACGUCGUCAGAUGGUCGUCGAUGUCCUCCACCCCAACCGCGCGAACGUUUCCAAGGACGAGCUCCGUGGCAAGCUCGGUGAGCUGUACAAGGCCAAGAAGGACGAUGUCUCCGUCUUCGGUUUCAAGACACACUUCGGUGGCGGCAAGAGCACCGGCUUCGCUCUCAUCUACGACAGCGCCGAGGCCAUGAAGAAGUUCGAGCCCCGCUACAGGCUAGUACGCUACGGCAUGGCCACCAAGGUCGAGAAGGCCAGCAGGCAGCAGCGUACGUCUCCCCUGCGUCUACAAACACUGCCGCAACUAUGGCGAUGGAUAUGGGCUAUGGCAAGCAGCGCAAGAACAGGAUGA